Messenger RNA from Elephantulus edwardii (Cape elephant shrew), 1002 nucleotides. It is a transcript of the gene TFAP4, whose product is annotated as transcription factor AP-4 (activating enhancer binding protein 4). The transcript is spliced from 7 exons. Gene Ontology annotation, molecular function: DNA-binding transcription factor activity, RNA polymerase II-specific; protein dimerization activity; RNA polymerase II cis-regulatory region sequence-specific DNA binding. Lineage: Eukaryota; Metazoa; Chordata; Mammalia; Macroscelidea; Macroscelididae. The record is from RefSeq and is a predicted model, not a curated record. Bases 1 to 1002 code for a protein of 333 amino acids. Gene Ontology annotation, cellular component: nucleus. Gene Ontology annotation, biological process: regulation of transcription by RNA polymerase II.
AUGGAGUAUUUCAUGGUGCCCACUCAGAAGGUGCCCUCUUUGCAACAUUUCAGGAAAACAGAGAAAGAAGUGAUAGGAGGGCUCUGUAGCCUGGCCAACAUUCCACUGACCCCUGAGACCCAGCGAGACCAGGAACGGCGGAUCCGGCGGGAGAUUGCCAACAGUAACGAGCGCCGCCGGAUGCAGAGCAUCAAUGCUGGCUUUCAGUCCCUCAAAACCCUCAUUCCUCACACGGACGGAGAGAAGCUCAGCAAGGCAGCCAUCCUCCAGCAGACGGCUGAGUACAUCUUCUCGCUGGAGCAGGAGAAGACUAGGCUUCUACAGCAGAACACGCAGCUCAAGCGCUUCAUCCAGGAGCUGAGCGGCUCGUCUCCCAAGCGGCGGCGGGCAGAGGACAAGGACGAGGGCAUUGGCUCUCCAGACAUCUGGGAGGAUGAGAAGGCGGAGGACCUGAGGCGGGAGAUGAUCGAGCUUCGGCAGCAACUGGACAAGGAGCGCUCUGUGCGCAUGAUGCUGGAGGAGCAGGUUCGCUCUCUGGAGGCCCACAUGUACCCCGAGAAGCUCAAGGUGAUAGCGCAGCAGGUGCAGCUACAACAGCAGCAGGAGCAGGUGCGGAUGCUGCACCAGGAGAAACUAGAGCGAGAACAGCAGCACUUGCGUACCCAGCUUCUGCCCCCUCCAGCCCCCACCCACCACCCCACAGUGAUUGUGCCAGCGCCACCUCCCCCACCCUCCCACCACAUCAACGUCGUCACCAUGGGCCCCUCCUCAGUCAUCAACUCUGUCUCCACGUCCCGGCAAAACCUGGACACUAUCGUGCAGGCGAUCCAGCACAUCGAGGGCACACAGGACCAGCAGGAAGACGAGCGGCGGGUGGUCAUUGUGAAGCAGGCCCGCGGUGGCCCUGAGGUCCACACCUCGGACACUACCUCCGACUCCGAGUCCUCUGACACAAUGGACCAGAGCCGGGAGGAGCUGGUGGGAGACGGGGAGCUUCCCUGA